UUGUCACGUGACGGAACCCCGGAAGUACCAUAGACAUGGAAGUACCGACGACGACAUGAAAGGUGUCUGGUUUGCCAAAGUGUAAACUAUUGCAAUUAUAAACACGUCCUGUACCGGAAAGUACAUCAAGAAUUUGCUCAGUACAAUGCAGACUACGACAGAUUUAAGAGGAAAUGAUGGGUCACUACUAACGGUUUUGAAGACCCUGUUAAUCUUCACAAUCAUGAUGAUUACUUUACCAAUAGGAUUAUACUUUGCCACCAAAUCCUAUGUUUUCCAAGGUUCUUUGGGCUACUCUAGUAAUGACAGUUGCUUCUAUGCUGCCAUCGUCGCUGUUGUGGCGGUGCACAUGAUCCUUGCGCUCUUUGUCUACGCCGCUUGGAAUGAGGGAGCGCAGCAGACUAGGGUGGGGAAGCAAGACUGAGGAGGAAGAAGACACUCAUGAAGGACACCCCCUCUCCUGACGCACACACACACACACACACACACACACACACACACACACACACACAUUUGGUCUGUAAUUUACACACAGUGUUUUGGGAUAGGACUCAGCUGGCCUGUCUCUGCUAGUGAGGACGUUUUAGAGGUGGGCUGUGUCAUUCCACUGGUGACCUGAAGGAGGGUAAAUCACAGAAGUACUGAGGCAGGUGAUCUUGUGGAUUGAGGGCAGUAAAAUGGGACAAAAGCAGUAAGUUGACAGCAGUAAGUUAACAGCCAAGGCUACACUUUUAGAAGAAAAUGUUCUAGCAGUAUGUCCUCAUAGCACCCUUAAAGGUUUCUAAAGGCAAAGAGCUUUUAAUCAGAGCUUUCUUUUAAAAAAAACUAUUUGGAAUGCUACGUGGAUAUUAAGGGUUCCUGAAAAUAAUCUUUUUGGAAAGGUGGUGUCUUAAGCACAUUUUCUCUCGUAGGCCUAUAGCUCUUUGGUUCUUUAACUAAAGCAAUCCACCACCAAAAUGAUCAAAGCUAUACAGUUAAAGUCAGUUAAAAAGGCCCAAACGCUUCAAGCUGGCAAAAUACAGUCUUCAUAUACUAACUCUGAAUUAAAGAAAGAACACUGUAAGAAUGAGAUGCAUUGUGAUAUUUCUGUUGUUGUGGUGUAAUAUGGUAUGUAAUCUUGUACAUACUGAAGUGUCUAUUUGGAAUUGCACUACUUCUUUUGAUAUGAAGAUUUUGAUCAUAGACUCAACUAUCUGGAAUGAUCCUUAGAAAUAAAUAAUUUGUUUAUUUUGACUUUGUAGUUUGUGGUUAAUUCAAGUUGUACUUCACAUAAAGAAGUUAUAAGAACCUUGUGUCAGCCAUGAUUCCUGCUGCAUGAUGAGGAAGGUGUCCUAAAACAGCAGAUAGAAACACACAUAGACUCACAUCUCCUGUAGCCAAAUGUUCAUGAAUGUAAUGAAAUGAGUUGGAUGGAAACCCAGCUGUUGACGAUUCAUGUGAGACUGCUUUGUAAUUUGACCCAAAUAAAAGAAGUGAUUUCA
Molecule: messenger RNA, 1481 nt
Organism: Clupea harengus (Atlantic herring)
Lineage: Eukaryota; Metazoa; Chordata; Actinopteri; Clupeiformes; Clupeidae
Gene: vma21
Product: vacuolar ATPase assembly factor VMA21
Biological process (GO): vacuolar proton-transporting V-type ATPase complex assembly
Cellular component (GO): endoplasmic reticulum membrane
Source: RefSeq, a predicted model, not a curated record